Molecule: messenger RNA, 2380 nt
Organism: Cyprinus carpio (common carp)
Lineage: Eukaryota; Metazoa; Chordata; Actinopteri; Cypriniformes; Cyprinidae
Product: tumor protein D52-like
Exons: 6
Coding region: 66-566 (166 amino acids)
Biological process (GO): B cell differentiation
Cellular component (GO): cytoplasm
Source: RefSeq, a predicted model, not a curated record
AGUACAUCUUCCCAGAAGUAGGUGAAGAUGUGAAUGCAGUGAAUGCAGUGCCCAGUUCACCCUGCAUGGCCCUAACUGAGGAAGAGCAAGCAGAACUCAACAGUGAACUAGCAAAGGUGGAAGAUGAGAUCCAGACUCUUUCUCAGGUGCUGGCGGCCAAAGAAAAGCAGGUGGCGGAGAUCAAGCGGAAAUUGGGCAUCACUCCACUCAACGAGUUCAAACAGAACCUGAGCAAAGGCUGGCAUGAAGUCACCACCUCCACUGCGUAUAAGAAGACCUCAGAGACCCUGUCCCAAGUGGGUCAGAAGGCAACGACAGCGUUCUCCAGCGUGGGUUCAGCCAUUGGCAGAAAGCUAGAGGAUGUGAGAUUACAGUCAUUUUCCAAUUCUUUUGGAAACACACCCACCUUCAAGUCAUUUGAGGAGAAAGUGGAAACCAUAAAGACCAAGAUGAACCGGACACCAUCAACAGGCGAUACCGAAGAGGUUUCUGAAUCCACACCCGACGGAAAGCCAGUGGUUGAACAGCCAGAGGGAAUGUGUCCACCAGAUCAAAAACCGCACUGAGGAUCCACCCUCAAACGCUCCCCUCUUCUUUCUUUUUUCCUCCUGUCCCCCUUCUUUCAUUCCACUGUGGUACUUCUGCAUAGUCACUGUGAGCUUUGUUUCGUGGCUGUGUUUGUCCACUGAAGUCUGGGUCAUCUCCAGACGGGACAUGAUAGUCCUACACUGGAGCAGAUGUGUCAGAAUGUGAGCUAUACUGUAUGUUCACUCAUGCACUGUCACACUAGAGCAUUGACCUUUGACCCCCUACCUUCAGGUCCGUAUUGUUUUAGCCUCGUGAGAGGCUCAGGCUGUCCUUUUGAAGUCCCUAAACAUUUCUAUUUACUCUUUUGAAGAAUAUAUCCUUAAGUCAUUAUAUAAAGUUUAAAGAUGUAAUUGAAUUUGACUUCUUGUUUGUGUACAUUCUCUGUAGCACGUCCAGCUACUUAAAAUUGCCAGCCAAAUUAACCAGAUUUCUCUGUAUAUAGUUCAUUUUGCCGUUUUUAAAACAAAUGCCAAAAACUCAGAACAUGAGUUCUGUCUCUAAGUGUGUACUUUGAACUAAAAGAUUUUUGCAUAGAAAGUUUAUUGAUCGUAUUGUUAGCAUUAAUACCAAAUAUGAUCAAACAGUAGUGAUGUUAGACUAUUUCAUUAUUCUGUAUUUUGGAUUCUUGAUUUAGCUAAGGAGAGUUUGUCAUAAAAUGAGCAGACUUGAGUUAACAAUGUGCUUUGUGACUUUACUUCUCUUUGUUUUUAUGGCGUUAGUAUAGUCGCACCACUGAGAUCCCAGUGCCUUCUGUUGCUAAAGCUGGGGAGGUUUAAUCUCACUUUAAGCAUGUUUCUGAUGACUUUGUAAUUUGACCACUGCUGUAGUUUUUUUUUUUCUCUCCAGAAAACAGGACAUACUAUGAGAGGGACAGACGUCAUAGUCUUCUAGACAACACUUCUUCCCUGUUGUUUUAAACUGUCUAAUACAGCUGAAAAGCAGUGUUAAACAAUUAGCUUUAGAUCCUAAUAUUUACAAGCACUAAAUCUAGUAUUGUUUGUGUAGUUCAUGGAGCCGCUUACACUGUAGUACCUAAUGUUGUGGCAUCUUCAAGACUGCAAAAUUAAAAAGUAUAUUUUUUAUAUUGAUAUUGUUAGAGUUUCUGAACUGUAGAUAAAAAGGCGUAACCUUUAUGAUAUGGUAGUGGUUGCUAAAGGCUUUGGUGUGCAGGGGUUUCUGCUUGUGAUGGUAUUUAACGGGCAGAUGUAUUCUCAUAUGGUAAUAUUUCAUUAUUGGCUCGUAAUUUGAGUGUACUUUUCUGCUUUCUGCUAUGCUGCUGCAAGAAAUAUUAAUGUAGAAUAGGAAUAAAACGUUUACAGAGGUUUAGGUUCAACAUGUAUGAUCUAUUACUCUAGAUCUAGUGUUGAUAUCCAAAAUGAAAUAAUACUACUGUGGAAAAUAUUAAGUAUUGUUAAGAGUUUUCGGUUUAAAACAAUGUUUUAUGUGUGUUUUGUGUUGACUUAAUAGAUGGAGGGUGGGAAUCCCCAGUGGGACCAAAAAUGAUUUAAUUUCUCCCCCUUCUGCCUCACUGAAGUCAUACUGCAGCUCAGGUGGCAUUUGUUUCAUCUUUCCUCACAUCAUCUUUUGAAUAUGAAUAUUGCUUUAUAGUGAAUGUCUCUAAUAGGCUUUUGUCUUGGGUUACAGUUGCGGUAGUUGAAUCUGCUGUUAUGUUCAUUUAUAAUUAGCAUCCUGAAACACUACUUUGAGUUAAAAAAAUAUAAAAUAUAUAUAUAUAUAUAGAAACAUUCGUUCCUUUGUAUGUUUGAUGCCUAAUAAAGCACAUUACACACUG